AUGUCCAUCGUCAACUCCUUCGAACUUCCUUCGAGUGACGGGUCCAUAGACGAGGGAUUCUUCCGCACCCGCAGGGACCAAUCUGUCAUCGGCUGGUACACUGUCGGAAAUAAACCCACCGCAGCCGACUCUGCUGUACACGCGCAUGUUUCCGAGUUGGUCGAUGCGUCACCGUCCAUUUUUCUCCUGUUCAAUCCCGACAUUCAGGAUGAUGCGAAGCAAUUGCCAUUUGCUGUCUUCGAAUCAGCUUUGACAGAUGGAACCGAAGCGGACAAGGCGGGCAAGUUUGUGCAACUCGAGGUUGGAGUUGAGGCAGGAGAAGCGGAACGAAUUGCGGUGGAUGACGUCGCGAACGAGAGCGCAAGUGACAGUGACCCCUCUGGCCAGAUCGCUAGCUUGAGUCGUCAAAGGAAUGCUAUAGCCAUGCUGCAUGACCGCGUGCGUGUCAUACAGCAAUAUGUGUCGGCAGUAGUGGCCGGCAUUGCUCCGGCCGAUCAUGAAAUUCUACGUCAGUGUGCAGCUCUAGUAGCUACUCUCCCUGUCAUGGACGGCAGUGAGUUCAAUAAAGAGCUGCGCACCGAGUACAACGAUACUCAGAUGGUGUCAUAUCUUACCACAUUGCUGGGUCAACUCAAUACUCUGUCUUCGGUGACCGACAAACACUGGGCACUGCAUCCACCUCAGUCCGAAGACAUGGGGAUGAAGCACGGGUUGAAUCCCAAGAUGGGUGGACAGCUGUUUGGAAGUGGUAGACGCCGAGGCACGAGCCGCCGGUGA
Trichosporon asahii var. asahii CBS 2479 is the source of this 777-nucleotide messenger RNA. RefSeq names its product COP9 complex subunit 6. The record is from RefSeq and is a predicted model, not a curated record. NCBI's taxonomy places the organism in Eukaryota, Fungi, Basidiomycota, Tremellomycetes, Trichosporonales, Trichosporonaceae. Bases 1 to 777 code for a protein of 258 amino acids. The transcript is spliced from 4 exons. Gene Ontology annotation, cellular component: COP9 signalosome.